UCGUGCUUUGAUCAAUGAGAAAACUAAAACCGCGUAACUGUGUCCGUUCCUCACCCGCGCAGGUUUCACUUUGCCUGUGGUCUACAGUGUGAGUUGUAACUUUCUAUUGUCUUUCCUCCAUACUUCACUGACAACUCCAGUGACACAUUACAAGAUUUAUCUGACCUGGUGUGUCAUUGUCGUUACGGAAAUAAUAUAUGUAGAUUUAGUAGUGGUUUUUGCAUUCUGUGUGGUGUCCUCCGAUAUCGGAUAGCUUUCUUAUUCAAAAGGACUCAACGUGAUACUUUUGUUUACAGUUAUUGGAUUAAAGUAAAUCAAGCACGAGGUUAUCGAGGGGGAUGCGUUAGGUCUGCAUGGAGGUGACCAAUAUUCCGACGUCAUAUCUUUGCUCUCUGUGUCACAUCCCUGCUUUCCAGACAGUGUCGAUGGAUACAGUCUAGAAGAGUACACUUGUAGCAUCUGAUUUUAUCGUAUUGCACAAUUUAUUUCACAGCUAUCUUUCUCUGCAGAUUAAAACGUUGAGUGGUUUUUGUUUAAAAGUGCUUUUUAAAAAAGCAAUCAUUUUACUGACAGAAAACUGUGCUUCUGGAAUUCGGAAUUCUUGUUGAGUAGAGAACGUUCCUGUGGGAUAUCAUAUCAGUGAGGUGAUUUUGUGUGACUGAAUUUGGAUAGUUAACUGUUCCUAGUCAUUAUCUAGCUGUCUAGCUUGUGCAUGCUUGCGUUAUCAACUCCAAUAUUAUUGCAAUAUUUUUAUCUUCAGUGAAAAGUUCAGAAGUGUAUUUAGAUUUACUGUCGUCAGAGACAAGGCAGAUAAUUUCGUGAGUAUUUUAUCCAUCGAGAGCGCACUUUUUGUGCUGGUGUAAAAUAACCCCUUGGUGCCAGACGUCAUUGUGUGUGUGUGUUUGGACAUUCUGAUUCAGGAAAAGGAUAGCUGGUAUACUUCUGCAAGGAAAAACUUCGUCCAUCCAGAGCACCCAUCUAAUCUGGACCACCAACUUCUGUGGCUGUCCUGACUUCUUGGUGGCAUUGUCAACCCCUAACCCUACAACAUCUACAUCGUGUUCGGUUCGUGUGGAUAGUUUCCCCUGGCUGUAGUGCCUCCCGCCUUCUUCACAUCAUAUUAUUAUUGUUCUCUCCGGCGUAGCAGGCAUACAAAGCCCAUCGCAGAUAGCACAGGGUGUGCGUGACAAUUCACAAUUCCUAUAGAAAAAAUAGAAAAGAAGAAUAAAGGCUGGAGUAAAAACAUCGGGAAGGGUAAAGAGUUCAUCGUUCUGUAUUCCCAUCUAUUCGGAUUGAUCAUCCGUCGCUCCCCUUUGGAUACACUGGAAUAAUUACCAAGGUUUCUGCGCGCAUCAAGUUACUUCGUCGAGCCGUUGCUGUCCAGAACAAUCAUACAAUUUCCUGACGUUUCUUGAGGUGUCCACAAGUGUUGUCACCACGCAUGAGAAAAAGCAAAUAUUCACACAUCAGACAGUCCAGGAAUGAGAGAAAAGAGAAUGAAGGAAUACAGCGGUACCCCUUCAGUGUCUCCCAAAAUGAUGCCUUUCGUUCUACUCCUGCUGUGUCUCGGGCAGGAAGCUGCGGCCUACUACACGGGCCCCAUUUUGAUUGCGUCAUUGUUUCCUGCAGACGAUAGGCGGCUUUUCUCUAUCAAGAGAAUCCGACCUGCCCUUGAAAUAGCAGUGGAAAAGGUGCGAGCUCCGGACGGGCCUCUGCCUGGUCGGGAGAUAGAGAUCAACUACCGGGAUUCGAACUGCUCCUCUGCGGACGCCAUGAACGAGGCCAUCAAUUUCUACGUGCGCAACAAGUCUCACGUGUUCCUGGGCCCGUGCUGUGACUACGCAGCCGCACCUGUAGGCCGUCAGACCAGGUACUGGCAGAUUCCUAUCAUUACCACUGCUCUGGCCAGGGACUUUGCCUUAGCCAAGGGGGACAAGUUCUCCAUGAUGACCAGAAUGGGUCCGAGCAUCAAUAAACUGGCGGAGUUCCUCAAGGCCAUACUCCUGAAAUUCAAAUGGAAUGUGUUCAAGAUCCUGUACCAGCCCAACGGCCUGGAUAACGUUAUGGACAUGAUGUGUCACGUGAUGGCCGAGAGCGUCCACUUCAGCCUGGGCUACGACCUGGGCUACGUCAUCCCCUACUUCAAGUUCGAGGGCGUCCAGGACAUGCUGGACAUGAUGACCAAGGAGAUCGGCACGGAGAACGCCA
Messenger RNA from Aplysia californica (California sea hare), 2208 nucleotides. RefSeq names its product atrial natriuretic peptide receptor 3. Gene Ontology annotation, molecular function: signaling receptor activity; peptide hormone binding. Gene Ontology annotation, cellular component: membrane. NCBI's taxonomy places the organism in Eukaryota, Metazoa, Mollusca, Gastropoda, Aplysiida, Aplysiidae. The record is from RefSeq and is a predicted model, not a curated record.